Molecule: messenger RNA, 1494 nt
Organism: Fusarium odoratissimum NRRL 54006
Lineage: Eukaryota; Fungi; Ascomycota; Sordariomycetes; Hypocreales; Nectriaceae
Exons: 2
Coding region: 1-1266 (421 amino acids)
Source: RefSeq, a predicted model, not a curated record
AUGCGGUACGAGGAUUGGGAUGUCCUUCUUUUCGAGGAGGGCUCUAGUAUUCCCUCUCGGGAAUUUAAGGUGAUAUGUCAUGUCGUUCAACAUGCGGAGUCCAUGGGCUCUGCUCUUCCCACCCUUACGUGUUUUGUUCCUGGCCUCAACGCUGGAGUUCCCUUUCGUCUGUCUAUCCAUUCUUGGAAAGCAUUAAAGGAUUUAAAUGGUGAUCAUAUCCUCAAUAUCAACAAUUCGGUCCUUGAAACCAGGCUCUUUAUCGAUGGAACUCUUGUUGCGUAUGCUUCCCAUUUGGCUGCUGGUAUCAUUGCUAAUGAUGGCAGAUCUACCUCUGCCACCGGCAGCAUUCGCUUCCCAUUGAUCAUAAACAGGCAAGGUCACGAGAGCCUCAAGUUUCCCUUUUUCCAGCAGGAACUGCUCUAUCAACGUCAUUGGAGCCCAGCCGACAACCUCGGCCGUAUCAAACUCCUCAUCAACCAAAGCUUUUCCAGUGCUUCGCCGAGUGUUUUGUUCACGGGCAAGGUCAACAAGACAGUCGUCUUUUCCUUUCAACAUGCACCCCAACACAUUUUAGAAGGCCUUCAGAUUGCCUGGCCUAACCCAGCCAUGUGGAAUCGUCAACGCCAACCUUCUGCACCAGCUUCUACCGAUAGUUCCCAUGUCAGCUCACGUCCACCACUUUUUGCGCGUCGUGGACUAGCGGGCCCGGAACAUAUUAAUGAUGCCGCUCUUGGAACGAUGCCAUUUUCUGGUAACCCUACAUUUGGAUGCCCAAAUACUCCAGUAAACGGGCCAAUGUCACCAUGGAGUUAUGUUCUCGCCCCGCCAGGAAGAGAAGGGUCACCAUAUUUGUUGGCUUCCGAGGUGCAGCCUCGUAGAAACCACGAACGAGCAUGGCCGACUUCUCCAAUUUUCACCGACGCCACGUUUAGGUUGGAUCAGACCCAGAAUGCAUCGCAACAGAUGUACCCCCAGCCGAACAGUGCUCCGAUGUUAUUUGUGCAACCUCAGCUACACAGUCCUGCGAUUCAAGGGUCGACCGAAUUCGGCCGAGGAACUCCAAGAAAUCCUGCCAGGCUUAUCUUUGCGCCGAAACGCAACAGUCCACAGGAGUCUUUCAACUUGGAUGUUAUUGAGAGGGCGACAAAGAGAGCUCGAACCAACACUCCAGAGUCUGCAAAGACACUUAACCACGAACAGCAAAAUAUCAGCCCUCACUUUGGUAGCCCUUACGAGUUGAUAAACCUAGCUGAGGAUAUCAUUUGAUCUUACGAGCGGAUUAGGCGGUCCCCUUGUAGUCAAUUACGGAACGCAUCAUAUGACAUGGUAGGGGUAUGUUAUCUCACCGUUUCCGACAUUGUUGCUCUUGUCCUACAUGUAGCAUUAACCCAUGUUUUAUCACAUAUCAACAUUUGUUGUCUAGCUGGUUAGAUGCACAAGCAUAGUUUGACCUUCGACAGGCUGUCGUUAAUACAACAUGCGAUGAUUCAUCAG